UAAUUUAUAACGUGGGACAUAUAGGUCACACCGAGGGGGAAGGGGUCCGGAUUCUCCCAACACCGAUCACAUGUUUUAGUUUAGCCCCUAUGAAUGUGUAUUAGACACUCACAGGGCACAUGUGUACAUAUUUACUUAUAAAAUGUAUUUAGUUCUAAGGCUUAGUCAUCCUCAUAAUCAAAGAAUGCGGUCUGCAACAUGCAAGCCAGUGACCGCGGUAGCAUGUGGACAUGGGGACAAUGUCCCCUCGGAAAUCUUGCCGUAGGGACAUGCAACGCAUUUGUCCCCACAGUCCAGUGGGACUGAAUGUGCAAAAACAUCGACAUGCGCAAGCAAUAAUUCAAAAUUAAUAUGACAAAACGCCCAAUCUCUCAAUUCCAAUCUAAUCUAAAGAUACAUUAAUUGGUUGAAUUUAUUACUAGAGCCAUUCACAUAUGCAAUUAAUUUUAUACUUAUGGUAAAAUCGGUGAGAUUCUGAGUUUCUUGCAGUUUCUAGAAAAUUUUGUAUUUUAACCUUCCGAUUCCUGUUUUAUCAUUCCCAUCAGUAAUAUUUUUUUUAAUGGAAGAGUUUUUUUUCCUUGAAAAAAAAUCCUUGAAGCACCUUUAGCCUUGAAGAAUUGGCUAUGAAAAUAUGUCUGUUAUAUGUCCCAAAUUACCUUCCGCGACCACUGAUACAAGCCACAUACCCUAUUCUGCUCAAGAAUCCUGCCCUUCAUGUUACCAUCUUCUUAAACCAAGUCAUUCCUUAACUUCCUGCCUAACCGAGUGGACACAUCGUUUCCAAAGUCUCUCUAUAUAAAACUUUUCUUAAGAAAAUGGCAAAAUGGUAUCAUCCCUGCUGCGGUGGGUCGCUGCAAACUUGGACGAAAGUUAUUGCAAUUGUGCAAAUUAUUAUGGCAGCAAUUUGUCUCUACGGUGGCAUCGAUGUUCUCGUUUCUGGUGGUCGUAUGGCGCUCGCCAACGUAACUUUUCCCCUCAACGGAACCACGCCCAGUGAUGCCCCCGUGGGUAUGAUGACCAGCACGUCGGAUUCUCAUUUUGACACGACCCCCCUGCCCCCAAGGACCGAUCCCUUGGACCAUUUCAAUCCUGACAACAACCAAGCCGUACGAGUUUUGGAACAGAGUAUGACUAAAAUUUCAAACGCAGUCGGUAGCAUAUUAAUCGCGCUCGGCAUUUACAUCAUUCUAGAGGGAUUCGUCACCUUGCUCUUUUCCGUCAUUUUGUUUUACGGGGCAGGAAAGCGAAUUGAGUUCAUGUGUCUACCCUGGCUCUUCGCGCAAACCAUCUAUUUCUUGCUGGAGAUCAUCUUAUUUUUCCUGAGAUUCGCAUCCCCCUAUUCUGACGAGCUUACCAACUGGACCGGAGCUGUUGGGCUUAUCAUCAACGUGUACUGCAUUUGGGUGGUGUGUGACUUCAUAAAUGAGUUGGAGGAGGAGGAAGCAGCCAAGCGGAUGCGACGGGGGAAGGCAUGUCGUGAACAAAAGGUGUAAUUUUGCGCAUUUGUCCAUUUUCAAGGGAACUAUACAUGUAAAAAUUGACCCUGAAUUAAUUAGGGGUAUGGAAUUUAAUAACACUUUGCUUAAAAAUGUAGACAUGAUUUAAAUUAUUUGCUAACUAUGUAUGUAGAAAUAUAAGUACUUAAUUAAAUAUAUUUAUAAAUUAAGAUGAAGUUUUUUUACAUGUGUGGCAU
This is a messenger RNA of Folsomia candida, 1693 nucleotides long. RefSeq lists its product as uncharacterized. The coding region runs from base 816 to 1493 and encodes 225 amino acids. Lineage: Eukaryota; Metazoa; Arthropoda; Collembola; Entomobryomorpha; Isotomidae. The record is from RefSeq and is a predicted model, not a curated record. The transcript is spliced from 4 exons.